AGCCACUGUGGGAGGAGGCUGUUGCGGGGGCCCGGCUCUGAGUCUAGAUUCGGCUGGGCGCUGACCGAGUGCUGGAGUGGCGGCUGUCGGCCACCGGGCCCGCGCACCGCUGCUCCGGGUGCCCCAGGCGAGGCGCUGGCCGCAGAAGGCCGCUGGGAGGGCGCGGGCGGCCGGCCGGGGCGUCAUGUCCAUGGAGGACCCCUUCUUUGUGGUGAAAGGAGAGGUACAGAAAGCAGUCAACACUGCCCAGGGAUUGUUUCAGAGAUGGACAGAGCUCCUUCAGGACCCCUCCACAGCAACAAGAGAAGAAAUCGACUGGACUACCAAUGAGCUGAGGAACAACCUCCGUAGCAUAGAGUGGGACCUGGAGGACCUUGAUGAAACCAUCAGCAUAGUUGAAGCAAAUCCUAGAAAAUUCAACCUUGAUGGAACUGAAUUGAGUAUAAGAAAAGCCUUCAUUACAAGUACUCGGCAAAUUGUCAGGGAUAUGAAGGAUCAGAUGUCAACUUCAUCUGUGCAGGCAUUAGCAGAAAGGAAAAACAGACAGGCGCUGCUAGGAGACAGCAGCAGUCAGAACUGGAGCAGUGGAACAACAGAUCAAUAUGGGCGCCUCGAUCGAGAGCUGCAGUUAGCCAAUUCCCAUUUCAUUGAGGAGCAGCAGGCACAGCAGCAGUUGAUCGUGGAACAGCAGGAUGAGCAGUUGGAGCUGGUCUCUGGCAGCAUCGGGGUGCUGAAGAACAUGUCCCAGCGCAUCGGAGGGGAGCUGGAGGAGCAGGCAGUCAUGCUCGAUGACUUCUCUCAUGAGCUGGAAAGCACUCAGUCUCGACUAGACAAUGUGAUGAAGAAGCUUGCAAAAGUAUCUCACAUGACCAGUGAUCGGCGCCAGUGGUGUGCCAUAGCCAUCCUCUUCGCAGUCCUGUUGGUCGUGCUGAUCCUCUUUCUAGUGCUGUGAUGGUGGCCUUUCUCGGGCCCUUCUACAUGUGGACCCAGGGGAGAGGAGAAGCAAGCACACUCCACUUACAUUCCUCUCCCGGAAGCAUGCCUCUGCCCUGCCGUACCCUUCCUCUGUGUGACUCCGCUGUUGAUACAGCCCUCCAUCCCAGCGCUGGAAGGGCAGGCUUGGAAGAGGAAAGGUGACCGCAUUCCUGGCUGGAUGACAGAAGCCCCCUGAUGCCCGUUUUUCUGAGGACAGCUAGCCACUUUCUUUGCCUCGCUGGACUUCGCUCCUUGAGGAGGAACUCAGAGUCAUCCAGAAGAAUUAAUGGACUCACUCAAUCUGUCGCUCAUUCCACUCGUCUUUGGCAGCUCUUUCCUUGUGCUCAAUCCUUUUCCUGCUUAGACGGGCACCACUGUCCUUUCAAAAGAGGCCUGUCAAGAAUGCGGGUGUUUGGGUAUGUACAUUUCCCUUUGCUGUUGCAGUUCUUUUCUCCUGAGAGCUGGCUGUUAAUGAGAACAGAGGCUCGGAACACUUGUGACAGAAAUGCAGUGUUUCAUUUUUCUGGGGUAAAAACUGAGAUUAAAUUGCUUUCCCAGGUGCAUUUUUUGUGGUAGGAAUAAGUAACAGGAAACAGUGAAAUGCCUGAGGCUUGGGGCUGCUGUAGACAGCAGCUUUAAUGGUCAGGAGCAAUUGAGAAGAAACAGCAUGACCCAAGUUGGUUCAAGUAAAGGGUUAGUAAUGUCUCCAGGGGUCGGACCAGACCUGCUGACCUUGUGUCGCUGUCCCAGGGCUUUCUCCCUAGAGGUGAAACUUAGAUUUUUAGAGUGCCCCUAAAAUACAGUGUUGAACACAGUAGCAGCACUCAGCUGGAGCUACUGGCUCCUCCUCCUUUAUUUUACUUUAUUAUUUUUUUUAAAUUCUGAUUGCACUCUGCAAUGAGGGAGGGGAGAUGGGCAGGAAUCAGUAUAUUUAUAAUACAUUUACACUGCAACCGUCCUGACACACAAAGUCUGGAUCAGACUUCCCUUACCUUGUGUGUAAUAGCAAGGAUGGAGAACUUGAGGCUUUUCUUCACUAAGAUGGCAACUUGACUUCAUCAUCCAUUUGAAUUAUGAGCCAGUCCAAAUUUAAUGAUAGAGGCUUUAGUUGACUUUAAGUAGCUGGAACUGUUGAGAUGCUAAACUUCAAGCUUCUGGUGACUUUUUAGAUGCCUCAAGUGUCCACCUAUAUAUAGGACUUUUUUUAUAACUUCCCUAAUGCAUAUCAUGAUAUUAAAGUCCACUGUGGGUACCAGAGCCAACACUAGGCCAUGGAGUUGCAGCCUCCCCCAUCUUUGUCUUUGUGCUUGGAAAGAACAGCACCUGCAUAGCGUGAGCCGUGACUCCCCUCACCUUGCCUUUCUGUGCACUCCCCAGCACGCCAGCUUUUUAAAAAUCUUCUUUAUGUUCCUUAGGGUUUUGAUUUUUGGGUCCCUCUUUUUUGUUAUUUUCAAUGAUGUGCUUGCCCAGCUAACUUUUAAAUUGCACUUUUAAAUAAAUAUUUGUAACAAUUUUUAAAAAGAAGGAUAUUUUAUCUUUAGGAUCAUGAUAGGUAAAGAAAUCUACCUGUUGAUGAAAGCUAAAAGCAAAUUCGUAAAACUGAAAGGGUGGUCAACAUCCAUGUUUACUCUCUGCUCUGAUGUUUGAUAUAGAAAUUAUUUCUUUUCAGGUUAGAGGGAAAAGUGAAAAUUACAAAGGGCUUCAAUGUAUGUUACCAGGUUAUUUAUGUUUCAUGAAAUUUUAAGGUUUUGAGUAGUCUUCUGUAAACUUAGACCAGGGAUAGUCCUUAGAUUUGCAUUCAAGUAUAGAAGCCUUUUGUUAAAAAUCAAUGUGGGCCUUGUCUAAGUACUGUAAUCCACACUCCACAUUACAAAGCAGCUAGCAUUCAAAGAAUUAAAAUUACCCAAUUUAGAAGCCAUGUUCUUGUCCUGCUCUAACAAGAUUCUGUCAGACAGGCCUGUUUAGAACAGGCCUGGUCCUCACUGAGUAACAUUUCCCUUUAGUUCAAGGACAAAGUUUUGUGACUCUGACUUAAUUUGUUGGCUUGAUUUUGAAUCAGCAUGUUGACCUCACCAUUUAAGGUGUUUACUGAACAGGGUUGUAGAUGUGAACCAGGCUGAAGACGAGUAGGGAAUGUGUAGAAAGUCAACUUCAAAUACAAGUGCUCACCUUUCAGGCCAUCACACUGUUGUGGCCACUGACUUAGUCCAGGCCCCAUCCUGUUGGGCCCUGCCUUGGAAGCCCUAUAGAUGGAGGCUCCUUUGGAAACUGUGGGAGAGAACAAGAGGCAAAUCUUUCUUAGUAACCCAGGGAGCUAAAGAGGUUCCUCCACCCUGUGUCCUAGAAGAGGGAAAGGGGGAACAGGGACACCCCACACUACUUAGGAGUGCCUCUUGAAGCUGUGUUCCCACCCUAACCCCCAGCUUUCUGCACUGAGUGUUACAUUCACCAUUUUUAAAGAACUGGCAGAAUAUGAUGGAUAACAGAGAAACAGCUCAGUUUGUGUUUAAUUGCAGAACAUUUUACUUAACUGGUUGGGGGUAUGAGAUGGGGUACCAUCCAUUGAGGGCAUUUGCCAGAGUGUGACUCCAACAGGAGAACCAAAACACCUUUAGUUUUCAGCCCUAAUUUCUGGUCUUUGUUUGGACUGGAAAACCACAGUGCUACGUAUGCUUUGGACAGUGAGGCAAAUGAAAUUUGUGUGUGUGUGUGUGUGUGUGUGUGUGUGUGUGUACGCGCGCAUGUGUAUUACAUGAGAAUCUUCCACAAUUUCAGAAUUUAUGCCAAAGCUGAAGGGGGAACUUGGUAACUUGCCCAUUAUUCUCUGCUUUUAGCCAGAGUUAAACAGACUGAUGGGUCUGGUAGCCAACAACUUGGCAACUUCCACUCCUUCUCACCUCGUGAGAUUAAGGGCUGUGAAAAGAAAUCUAGUCUAACUCCAACAGAAAUCUGUGUCUGCUAAGUGUUUUACCUUCUGUAAGUAAAGGUGGUGGAGCCAAGAUUUUUCUUUUUCUAAUUUCCCUGCCCAAAAAGUGAGACCAAAGAGACAUUCAUAGCAUUUGAAGGUGAAAAAAAUUGAAUGAGAAAUGAGUUGCAAUUGCACCUCUGUGGGCUUUGUCCUGUUUGGCUCACCUUGUGCUACAAAGUGAAUUUGUAAACAAAAUAAAAAUGGACUUUGUGGAAAGCAAGCUGCAGAAUAGGGAUGCCAGCCUCUCCUUUUCCCUGUUCCUGCCACUGGCGUUGCCUUCCUCUCAAAUUGUUUGGAAUAAUGCUUUUGUUGCUUGUUUUUAAAGAAUGUUCUUUGUCCUUCAAGAGUCGAGAAAAGGUAAAACCAGAGUUCCCAAAUUUAUCAGCCCUUCUGUCACUGUGCCCCUUCCUGACCACAGUCCCUAAAGAGAAGAUCUCCCAACAAGAGCAGUUGCUAGGCCACCAGAGACCUAGCAACCAGAUUCUCUCAGGACCUUUGCUGCCAGAAGGGGAAGGUUAACUCACCCAGCUGGCCUGGAAGAGCAGGUGGUCUUCCUUCAAUGUCCAGCUACCUUUGUUCAGCUCUCACCCCUUAAAAGACAUGCUUACCCUGAAAAUGUUCUUAAGAGGGCAGUGUUGCAAGGUGGUCAGAUGGCUCAGCAGGUAAAGGCACCUACCGCCAAGCCUGACAACCUGAGUUUGAUCCCCAGAACCAACAUGGGUAGAAGGAGAGAACUUUGAUCACAAGUGUGCCAUAUUGUGCAGGCACAGAUACACACAAAUAAAUUAAUAAAUGUAAAUUUUCAUUAAAAAAGAGGGCAGCAUUGGUCUGUUGUAUAUAAAUGUGGAUGCUACUGUCACCCAUUUCUCUCUAAGGCUCACUGAGAAACUGCUGUCUGCUGUGGAAAAGCAGGGAGAGUUUGGAAUAAAGCAAUCCCUGUGAGCUGAACAGCACUACCCUGAGCCUCGAGACUGAGCCCAGCACUUGGUGACCCAGCACAGGGGUAAAGCUCCAAAGCAGCUGUCUCUGUCUUACCAUCAACUGUAGACUGAGAGAGAUGGGGGAGCCAGUGGGAAAUGAAAAGCCACAGUAUAGCCAUACUGCAGUCAUUAGCCAUUGGGUAAGUUGAGGCACUGCAAGCUGGCCUUAGUGACAGAACUUAGACUGAUGCUGACCUGUUGUGUUCAGCUCCCCAUUAUAGCUUCACCUUUUUUUGCCAUGUGGAUAGAUACUGUAGCUGAAGGUUAGAUGGCCGCUGACUCUGUGUUCUUAAGGUUCUUCCUAUGUUAUAGCCUCUGCUAAGCCUGUUGUCGGGACAGGGGUGAGAAAGGAAGAACUUGUGUGUGUGUGUGUGUGUGUGUGUGUGUGUGUGUGUGUGUGUCUACAUACGCGUGUACUGUCAACUAACAGCUGGUGCUAUUUUCCUUCUGAUGUGACCUCAAGGCAGAAAUGUCCUUCCUCUGGCUAUGCUCAGGCAGUGAGUGCCCUGCUUGGGUUUCACAUGAAUGUUUCAUGGACCUGGUUUGCCAGCUUCAGCCAGACCUUUAUGAGAAAGUACAUUUACAGUUUGUGUGUGUGUUUGAGGUCAUGAAUUAUCAGCCAAGAGACCACUUCUCAGGAGCUACUAGAAAUCAGACCACCCAGCUUCAUUGUUUGCUGACCACAUAUCUGGGCCUUGUUCCUUGCUUUGAUGGCAGCCCAGCCCCCUGCUCCAUCUGAGCUUUUGUGGGCCCUGAGGUAGGACCAAGGUCAGGCUGUCUAUUUCAGCUCAGUAGAAAGUAGACAGCUGGAAUCCUGCUUGUGAACAGCAUGUGUGACCCUGAAGCUGAAGUCUGUCCCCGCAGAAGCAGGUGUCUUCAUCCCCCAGAAAACAGAGUGCCUGCACCCUGGUGUCUGUGGGGAGGAGAAGGCAGUCAGCCAUCCCACUAGCAAGGUUUUAGAAUUGUUUUGUUUAUUUGGGAUUUUGUUUCCGCUUUCUUGGUACGGCUUGGGAUUGAACCCAGGGCCUCCCUUGCACAUAGCCAGCAUUGAGGUACCUCUGAGUCAACCCCAGCCCUGGAAGUGCUUUCAGCUCCCUGUGACUUCUCCCUACCUGGCCCAGGCUGGGCUCAGCCCUCAAUAAGCAGGCACGAGAGCCAUUUAGGGAAGGGCCAAAGGCACCAAACUGCAAAUGAUGGUGGAUUUGGGUUUUGUAGGUGGAAAUAGCCUCCCUGGCUCAUUUUAAUCAGAAAUUAGUAUAAAUCAGAAAUAGAAUAUAUAAGCAGCAAAAUAAUAGUAGGGAAUAAACCCUUAUAUAUUUUUCCAAAUAAAUAGCUUUAUUGGGUUUUACUUUUACAUAAUAGGAAGGUUUAGACUGGCACGGGGUCAGGAUCCUGUGAACACCUGGGUGGCCUCCAAAUGGGGCUUCCCCAUAGCGUGGUAAGAGGGAACCAGUGCCCUCAACUAGGGUUUUGUCACCCUUGACCAUAGACUGUAUAUGGUGGCUGCAGCAUCACCUGAGAGCUUGUUAGAGAUGUCUGUUCUCUGUAGAAUUAGCAAGUCUGGAGGUGAGCACCCCCACACUGGGGGCGGGGUCAGUUCAUACUAAGAUUGAUGAACCACUGCUGCAUCAUUGUGGACCUCAGUGUACAGAAAACAUUCCUGCAAAAUGAAGUAUCAUCCACAGCUUUGAUUGUAAUCCAAAAAUUUGAUGACAUCACAGACUUGAAAACUUUAAAAACAUACUAGUAGCCGGGUGUGGUGGUGCACGCCUUUAAUCCCAGCACUUCGGGAGGCAGAGGCAGGUGGAUCUCUGUGAGUUCAAGGCCAGCCUGGUGGUCUACAUAGUGUUCUAGGACAGCUGGGGCUACAGGGAGACCCUGUCUCAAAAAGACCAAAAAAAAAAAAAAACAAACAAAAAAACAAAACUUGUGUAAAACAAAGAAAAACUCAACUAGCCGUCCUUAAAGGUGAUGUUUUUACACCCUGAAGUCUAUUGGUAAUGUUUUCUUAUUUUUGCUCUUAAAACUGUUGCAGCUGUAUAAAAGAAUUCCGUUCAGUAUUAAAGAGAGAUGGAGAGAC
Molecule: messenger RNA, 7003 nt
Organism: Nannospalax galili (Upper Galilee mountains blind mole rat)
Lineage: Eukaryota; Metazoa; Chordata; Mammalia; Rodentia; Spalacidae
Gene: Stx6
Product: syntaxin 6
Exons: 8
Coding region: 185-952 (255 amino acids)
Biological process (GO): intracellular protein transport; Golgi vesicle transport
Cellular component (GO): membrane
Molecular function (GO): SNAP receptor activity
Source: RefSeq, a predicted model, not a curated record